GUCGUGACAGUGGUAGUGACAGACUGAUAACCAGCAUCUCUUGCGAGCCUGCAGUUGUGUGCCGUGUGCUAUGCGAAUACGCCGUCGACUCGGCGCGGGCGCCGCUCAAAGCCAGUUCUACUGCAACCUCCGGCGGCUCGCCUGUAUGACACGUUAAACGUACAAUCCAGUGUUUAUAUUGUGCAUGUUGACUUAAAUAACCGAUUCACAAUGGAUAAACAGGAGCCCAUCACAGAAAACGGGGCCAAGCUGCAAGAAAAACCUCCUCCUCAGACCGAUUUAAUUCAACGAAUAACAGGCUCAUUCGGAAGAUAUCAACUGUUGCUAUGCCUCCUCAUAUUCUUGACAAAGUUCCCCGUCGCCUUCCACCAAAUGGCCAUUUUGUUUCUUGCACCGAAACUCAGCUACACAUGCCCAGACACCGGAGAGGAAACUUGUCCUUGCCCUAAUCCAGAAUACGACACGUCAAUUUUCAGCCGGAGCAUAAUAAUGGAGUGGGAUUUGAUAUGUGAAAGGAAAUGGUUGACUAGUUUUACACAGACGCUGUUUCAAUUGGGCACGCUACUGGGCAGUGUACUGUUUGGAAUGGCAUCCGACAGGUUCGGGAGAAAGUAUCCUUUGCUGCUAGCAGUCGUGAUACAAGUGACCAUGGGAAUAACAGCAGCUUUCGUCCCCGGCUACUGGGAAUUCACAUUCCUCCGAUUCUUAGUGGGCAUGUCCGUUGGAGGCACCAUGGUCACUGGAUUCGUCAUAGUCAUGGAAUUCGUGGGGACUCAGUACCGUGACGUUAUAUCGGCAUUGUAUCAAGUACCCUUCAAUAUGGGUCACAUGCUGUUACCGGUGUUCGGGUAUUUCUGCAGGGAUUACUCCAACUUUCAACUGGCCAUCUCGAUACCAGGAGUAGUACUAUUGUCGUACUUUUUCCUAGUACCUGAAACUCCACGUUGGUUGAUAGCGGUUAAGAGAACUGAAGAAGCCGUCAAGAUUUUAGAAUGUGUAGCAAAAGUAAAUAAGCGCCCAACAGAAGCCAUACGAGCUGACAUUGAAAAUUACCAAGCUGCACUCCAAAAAACGCAACUCAAAAAGGGGAAUAUUGUAGACCUCUUUCGAACUCCGAACAUCCGAAAAAACAUAUUAGCAAUGAAAUCAGACAUAAUGGUGCUAAUAAAUGAAAUUAUUGGGUCGUUCAGGAAGUACCACUGGUGGAUAUGUUUUAUAAUAUAUGUUAACAAGUUUGGUAUUGCGUGGCAUCAGAUGGCAAUCAUAUUCUUAGCUCCUCCAGUGGCAUAUUGGUGUCCGGAAAAUGCCACCUGUUGUAAAGACCCUGUCUACGACACCUCGACCUUUAAGAACACAAUUGUAAUGGAAUGGAAUCUUAUAUGUGAAGAAUCUUGGAUGAAGGACUUCACUCAAACUCUAUUUCAAUUUGGUGUUCUAGUGGGAAGUUUACUGUUCGGUAUGGCGUCUGAUAGGUAUGGACGAAAAAAAGCCAUGAUUGGCUCUGUGGUACUGGAAGUGUUCUCGGGGGUGAUAGCAUCAUUUGUUCCUGAAUACUGGAGUUUCACUAUAGUUCGGAUGAUCGUCGGGUUCUCUUUAGGAGGAGUGAUGGUAGUUGGAUUCGUCAUAAUAAUGGAAUUCGUUGGAAAUGAGAAUCGAGCCGUUGUAUCAGCGCUUUACCAAGUUCCAUUUACGCUUGGCCAUAUGCUUUUAGCAGCUUUUGGUUAUUUCUUGCGUGACUACAAGCAUUUUCAGCUGGCAAUAUCAUUAGCAAAUGUAUAUCUAUUACUUUAUAUAUGCCUUCUACCUGAAACACCUAGAUGGUUACUGGCCAAGAAUAAGACGGAUGAAGCCGUUAAAUUACUGAUAUACGUUGCUAAGAUCAAUAAUAUGCCAACAGAAGACAUUCAACGUAAGGUGGAAAUGUACCAAUUGGAACACAGAACAAACGUGCCGAAGAAGGGGACUACAAUUGACCUGUUUCGUACGCCAAAUCUGCGAAGAAAUAUACUGGUGAUGUCGUUCGUCUGGUUCACCUGCAGUUACUGCUUUUACGGCAUCGCACAGUACAUCAGCCAGCUUACUAAAGACAUUUUUUUGAACGUGACCCUUAGUGGAUUUUUCUGUCUCCUCAGCUGCUUCAUUUCGAUUCCAAUGAUGCGAUAUAUGAAGCGGAGGACAGUUGUAGUGAUAAGUAACGCCAUAUGCGGUAUUAGUUUACUACUGCUGGCCGGUAUACCGUAUGGCAUAUUUAGCGUGAUGCUUGCGUGUAUCGGAGUUCUCUUUAGCUUCGUUGUAUUUAUCGUGGUCUAUUUGUACUGCACAGAAAUGUUUCCAACUGUUGUGCGUAACGCUGCGCUCGGUAUUUCGUCGAUGAUGGCUCGGGUCGGAUCAAUGAUUGCGCCGUUUGUGGUUACCCUUAGAACGCACCAGAAGUGGGCUGCCCCCGUAGCGUUCGGGGUGCUGCCACUGAUAGCUGCGGGGCUCUGCCUUUUGCUGCCAGAAACUAAAAACUGCGAGUUACUCACAACGAUAGAAGAAGGUGAAGCACUGGGCACGCCACCGCGGCCUAGGCCUGCAGAUGGCAUAUAAUAAUAACGAUUGUAUAAAUUUGUUUUUGAUGAUCAUUAAG
Molecule: messenger RNA, 2629 nt
Organism: Cydia fagiglandana
Lineage: Eukaryota; Metazoa; Arthropoda; Insecta; Lepidoptera; Tortricidae
Product: organic cation transporter protein-like
Exons: 7
Coding region: 211-2589 (792 amino acids)
Biological process (GO): transmembrane transport
Cellular component (GO): membrane
Molecular function (GO): transmembrane transporter activity
Source: RefSeq, a predicted model, not a curated record